GACCCACUGUCUUUGCUCUCCUCGUCUGCCGCUUUCCCUCCUCCCUAACUCACAGAUACCCUGCUCUCCCUCUCUCGGCGCGCGGUUUGGCCACGAAAGGCCGUGUUUGCCACUAAAAUGCUAGCUUCUCCGCUUUAUCCACCCGCCACUUUUCGCGAAGAUCACGAUACUACUCAGUAUAGACCUGCAAAAGAUAUAGAUGCUUUUAACAAACUCUUGCCACCCCCGGUCGAGUUCGUCGAGGGCUCCUCUACUGGUACUCUUGCUCUUGGAGAUGGAAAGUACCUGCCAAUCAACGCGCCCUCUCCUGCAAAACCUUCGAAACCCGAAGGGAAGUCGGCUGAUUCAAGUAAUGAUGCCCAAUCUACUCCCCGUUCUGCUCAGUCAUCACUGGCAACUGAGAAAUCUCUGUAUUCCAAGACUAUCGAAACCACUUGGCCCCCAAACACGCAUAUGGGUGUCGGCCUCAACAACACUGGAAACACUUGCUUUUUGAACAGUGCUUUGCAAUGUCUUCUCCAUACACCACCACUGCUCCGAGUUCUCAUAGCCCACAACAAACAUGAUCCUUGCCGCGUCAAGAAGGGCGCUUUUUGCAUGUCUUGCUCACUUCGGAAUCUCAUGAUUGAGAGUUAUAAAAAACAACGCUCAUUAACACCAUAUCAAAUUACUACCAACCUUCAACACAUCGCAAAGCAUAUGCGACGUGGUAGGCAAGAAGACUCUCACGAGUUCCUGCGAUAUGCCAUUGAUGCUCUGCAAAAGUCGUGCUUAGCGGGUUAUCCACCGAAAAUGGACCAUAAGGUUGCUGAGACAACUUGGGUUCACAAGAUCUUUGGUGGCAAGCUACGAUCAAGAGUAACUUGUCUGUCAUGUGGUCACAACAGUGACACAUUCGACAGCAUUUUAGAUCUGAGCGUUGACAUCUAUGGCAUGCACUCACUCACAGAGGCGCUGCGCAAGUUUGUCGCCGUUGAUCAUCUCAAAGGUUCCGAUAAGUACAAAUGCGAGAAAUGCAAGAAGCAUGUUAAUGCGGAUAAGCAAUUUACUUUGAAUGAAGCCCCUGCGGUACUGAGCAUUCAUCUCAAACGAUUCUCUCCUAUGGGUCGCAAACUCAGCCAGCCCAUUCGCUACGAUGAGAAGAUCUCUCUGAAGUCCAUCAUGAGUGAAGGCUCUUUUGGCCCAAUGUAUACCCUAUACGGGGUGAUAUCGCACGCAGGCGGCGGCCCGAACUCUGGCCAUUACUACGCGCACGUCAAGAAUUCGCAUGGAGAGUGGUUCGAGAUGAACGACGAUUAUGUGUCCAAGAGCAGUACCCCAACGACGAUGAAGAACGCAUAUAUCCUGUUCUACAUCCGAGAGAAAGGCCAAGCUUUGGAAGCAGCGGUCUCUUCUGCAUCGUCGCAAAGAUCCGUUUCAACCCCUCCCCCAGCACCUCCACUAAAGAAGGCCAGUGUCGUUUCAAGCAUGAAAAAGCGAAAGAUCGUCGAGAGCGAGGACGAGGAUAUCACCCCUGCUACUCCGUCGUCGAAUGUACCAUUUAUUGGACCACGCUUACCUUCCCCACCGCCCCCCUCGUCAUCCAUCAUUGACCGCUCCACCACACCUCCAGAUGCAAAGAAGCAGAAACCCAAUGCGCCCGACCCUCAAUCCGAGAAGCUCAAGAAAAAGAUUGCCGCAUACUCGAAGCCUUCGCCUUCGAAUGCUCUUUUGAGCCUGUCGCAGUACACGGAUGACAGUGACGAUGAUAUGGGGGAGAAAGUUGAACAAGCGCCUGCGGUGCCUUCGAAAGACGAGGAGGGUCCUGCUUCAGAACCAUCCUUGCCACCACAGACACCUUCCUCUGCUUCGCAGGAGCCUGCAUCCUCUGUCACUAAGAGUAGUCCUGCCGCUCCCGUUACUGUCAAUGGAUUCACGCCUGUGCCCGCGUCCAGUUUCUAUGGAUCGGCAUCGUCGAAGGGGAAGGGGAAGGACCGGGGUGGCUUCAAUGAAAAGAAGCGUAAAUCAUCAGAUGACAGUGAUUCUGAUGACGAGCGAGUACGCCUGUGGGCGAAAACACCUAUUUCACCCGUCCCUUCUUCGACUUCCGGAAGUUACAGGGGUUUGAAUCCUUAUUCUCGUUUGAAGGGCAGCAAUAACCUUUCAGAGAGAAGGGAUGGAGAUCGUUUUGCUCGUGGGAAAAGGAAGAAGAGCUUCCUCAUGUAAAUUUGUCGCAUUUGCAUUUUUCUUGUGCUUUUCACAGAAAGACAUCCGUCUUGUGCAUAGUUAGAUCAGGGUUAGGACUCUCACUUCUGCUCUGUUGUUUUUUUCCCUCAGAAUUCUGCAUUUUACACUCAGAUUGCAGAUUGUAAUAGCAAUACAUCAAGUAAUCCAAGGACUGGCUAGAAGACUCAAUACGCAAUCAUAGCUUCGCCCGGACACUCUUCUCUUCCUGCUCUUCCGCGGAGAACGUUGCGGCCUGAACCGCCUCCUCUUUACCCUCUUCCCAAAAGACGACUGUACAAGUCACAUCGUCCCUGUAAUUCCUUGACAGGGGGGCAGGUAUGCUGAGCAUCUGUCGUAACUUCAUUUCGUCUCCUCCACCGAAAGCAUUCCUGAUGAGGUGUGUGCUGAUGUUAUCAUCGACGAAUGCCCAUGAGCCAGCAUUAUCUCGUCGACGUUUGUCUUUGCCCUCGACAGUCGAACCGGAAGCUGUUGGUACGAGUUUGGAAAGACUGGACUUAGAGAUGGUGCCUCUGAGACCUGCUAGGAAACCUCCCACCAGGGAGACAACAUCUUCCGAUGAAAGCUCGUCCCAUAGACCGUCUGUUGCUAGAACCAAGAAGCGCAGUGCAGACUUGGAUUUGGGAAAACCGUCUUUGUUCGUCGGAUCGGGUAGAAAAUCGAGUUUGCGGUGGGUGACUUCGGGUCGGGCCGUGACAUAUGGAGGUGUUUUCAACAAGGGGGGAGUGGAACGCAUCGGUACCUUAUUUCCUUCCAAGAACACUUUGUUAAGACUUGCGCGGCGCAUGAGUGUCUGAACUUAAAUUCGGGAGCGAAAAACAAGACUCACAUAGCUUGGACUUCCCGAGACCAUUUGUACCGUGCAUCUCCGAAUGCCCGACUUGGUUCCAACCCGCCGAGGACUCGACCUCGCACAAUGACUGUUUCUGCUUCAUCUGACGGGUGCUCUGACUGCAUUCUGCAAAUAGCACGAUAGCUUAGUUUAUGGGUAUCAACAAGGCUGCAGUACAAAGUGAACAUACCUUUUUAAUUC
This is a messenger RNA of Somion occarium, 3256 nucleotides long. The record is from the annotation of a GenBank genome assembly. Lineage: Eukaryota; Fungi; Basidiomycota; Agaricomycetes; Polyporales; Cerrenaceae.